Messenger RNA from Plectropomus leopardus (leopard coralgrouper), 1608 nucleotides. It is a transcript of the gene tmem59, whose product is annotated as transmembrane protein 59. The record is from RefSeq and is a predicted model, not a curated record. Gene Ontology annotation, cellular component: lysosome; late endosome. Lineage: Eukaryota; Metazoa; Chordata; Actinopteri; Perciformes; Serranidae. Gene Ontology annotation, biological process: positive regulation of autophagy.
GAGGAGGAGGAAGAGGAGCGUGUUGUUUGUUUAGGUUUUCGCAGACAAAAUGGGGACUCUUUCCUGCUUUGUCUGUAUGUCUGGACUUUUUGUGCUCCUUGCGAGCUCAUCAGCAUCUUCAGAUGUGUUCGACAGCGUGUUAGGAAACACGGCAUCCUGCCACAAGUCAUGUGAAAUGACAUAUAGUUUGCACACGUAUCCUCGGGAGGAGGAACUGUACGCCUGCCAGAGAGGCUGCCGUCUCUUCUCCAUUUGUCAGUUUGUUCGUGACAACGACGACCUGAAUCAGACCAAAUCUGAUUGUGAAUCAACCUGUCGUGAAGCCUACACCCAUUCUGAUGAGCAGUAUGCAUGCAACCUGGGCUGCCAAAAUCAGCUUCCUUUUGCUGAGCAACGGCAUGAGCAGUUGGAGGCCAUGAUGCCGAGGAUUCACCUGCUGUACCCCCUGACUCUGGUCCGGGGGUUCUGGGAGGAUAUGAUGAGUCAGGCCCACAGCUUCAUCACUUCCACUUGGACGUUCUACCUCCAGGCCGAUGAUGGCAAAGUUGUCAUCUUCCAGACUGAACCACAAGUCAGGUUUUUCUCCCAGUUUGAGGAGGAAAAAGACAAGGAGGAGCCACAGAAGAGCUUCCCUGGAUUGAGCCCAGUUUACAAAGAAUACCAUCGCACUUUAAUCCAGGAGAGGGACAGAGAUCUGACCGGAGACCGCAGCUUCGAUGAUGAAUACAACCUCUUCAGCUGUCUUUCAAGGAACCCAUGGCUACCAGGGUGGAUCCUCACCACAACUCUGAUCCUGUCUGUGCUGGUGCUGAUCUGGAUCUGCUGUGCCACUGUGGCGACCGCUGUAGACCAGUACGUACCUGCUGAGAAAUUGAGCAUCUAUGGGGACAGGGAGUACGUCAAGGAACAGAAACUGACUCCAUAUCCAGCGUCCUCCCUGCUGAUCAUUACCUCCAAAGGCCCAGAAGAAGAAGAAGCCGGGCCGCUCCCCUCCAAAGUCAACCUGGGCCAGUCCGACAUCUAGACGCCAAAGCUGUAGCAGAGAAGGGAUUUCCUCUUUUAUGAAUAAUCUUAAGUUGAUUUUUACCCUCUGGCACAAGACCUGUGCUUCUUGUGGUUUAAACAGAAGUAACUACUCACAGAGCAUUUUGUAUUUCUGAUAUAAUGUCUCCCUUUGAUGCUUUUAAAAUUGGAGUACUGAAAAGGUGUUUUUUCUGUAUAUUGGUACAAUUGAGGCAUUACAGUAUAGUGAUGAUGGUGAGAGUAAAAUAUGUUUUGGGGAUUUUUCUUCAGUUUCGAUGUGUGCGUUAGAUCCCUGUUGGUGUGCUUAUUUUAUUGAAUAAUGGCUAAAUGAAAUUAUUUGUGACUUGAAGUGAUGCAGGUUUCAACCUCAACUUUUGGUAAAAAUAGAUUGUGCUAAUAUUGCAGACUUUACCCGUUUGUUUCCAUGUUUCUACUGCCGUGAUUUACAGAUGAUAUAGGGUUUUACAAUAAAAUUCUAAGCUCUUAAUCCUAAUUAAUAGUGACGGUACACAUGGUAGGUCUUUCCUGCUUCACUGUUCUCAUAAUGACCGAUCUGAAUUAAAUACAAUGGAGUGAAGGUGUUGA